CACCGAUAUUAACCUUUGACCCCAUCAAUGUCGUUUCUACCACGUUGUUCUACCUAGCUACUCUCUCUGAAAUGCCGUCUGAAUCGACAAGAAGGUCCAGGUCUCGUAGUCCUGCUAGGAAGAAAUAUCGUUCCUCCUCCAAGGACAAGCACUCCAGCCGACGCUCCCGCUCGAGGUCAAAGGACAGACAGGACAGACGAUCCCGCUCUAGAGAUAGAAGCCGAAAAUCACGCUCAAGGGAGAGAGGUCGGAGGUCACGCUCAAGGGAGAGAGGUCGAAGGUCACGCUCUAGGGAUCGUAGGGACAGGCGCUCCCACUCUAGGGGACGGAGGAGAUCCAGAGAGAGGAGAUCUGAUUCACAAGAUCACAAACGACAACGAAGCAAAUCCCACGAUGAUGAUGAGAUGAAAACAGAAGAGGGAAAAGAUCGUAUUCCAAAGCAGCCUCUCUCGUUAGAGGAGAUGAUUUCUAAAAGAAAUGAAGAAGCUGCUGUUAAAUCGAAGCCUGUGUUCUUGAGUAAGGAGGAGCGAGCUGCCCAGGCCAUUGCUAGGAGACAGGCAGCCAUACAAGAGCAGCGGAAACACGCAGACGAGGAGCGCUCAGCUCAGAAGAAGUUUGUGAACGAGGGUCGAAGGUCGCGAGGGGAUCGUGGGCGAUGGGAAGAGCCUAGUAGUAGCGCGAGGGAGAGUGUGGCAGACAAGGACAAGAGCAAGGAAAUGGACGCUAUUAAAGCUCGCUACCUCGGGGCUGAGAAGAAACGCAGGAAAAUGCGUCGCCUUGCCGACCGUAAGUUUGUGUUUGAGUGGGACACUACAGAGGACACAUCGCUGGACUUUAACCCCAUUUACAAGUCGCGUCAUCAAGCCGAGUUCUUUGGUAGAGGUAAUCUGGCAGGUAUCGAUAUUCGUGUACAGAAGAAAAACAAAUCUCAAUUCUAUCAAGAGCUGCUGGAUGAGAGACGUACUGAUGAUCAGAAGAAACAGGCAGAAGUACUGGAAGGGAAGGAGCGUAAGAAGGAGAGCAGACAACGCUUCGAUGAUCGCCACUGGAGCGAUAAACCACUCACAGAAAUGAUUGAACGAGAUUGGCGUAUAUUCCGCGAAGACUACAGCAUCUCCACUAAAGGCGGUCGUAUUCCUCAUCCAAUGCGGAACUGGAAAGAGAGUCAAUUAUCUGAAGAUAUCAUGAAAGUGAUAGAUGGCCUGGGCUAUGUGUCCCCUACUCCCAUUCAGAGGCAGGCCAUCCCUAUUGGACUACAGAAUAGAGACAUCAUUGGCAUUGCUGAAACUGGUAGUGGUAAGACUGCUGCGUUCGUGCUCCCUCUACUAGUAUGGAUCACUAGUCUACCCAAGAUAGUGAGAGAGUCUGAAGUGGAUCAAGGACCUUAUGCAGUCAUCAUGGCCCCCACUAGGGAGCUGGCACAACAGAUAGAAGAGGAGACACAGAAGUUUGCCAAGCCACUGGGUAUUCGCACUGUCAGUGUCAUAGGAGGAGCCUCUCGUGAGGAGCAAGGUUUCUUACUGCGUCUCGGCUGUGAGAUCGUCAUAGCAACGCCAGGACGACUACUGGAUGUGCUGGAGAACCGUUACCUUGUGCUGGCCCAGUGUACCUAUGUUGUACUGGAUGAGGCUGAUCGUAUGAUAGAUAUGGGGUUUGAGCCUGACGUCAAGAAGAUACUUGACCAUCUUCCAGUGUCAAACAUGAAGCCAGACACGGACGACGCUGAGAACCCUGAAAUCCUGUUGGCUAAUAUAGACUCCUCUCAGCAUAAGUACAGACAGACUGUCAUGUUCACUGCCACCAUGCCCUCAGCAGUAGAGAGGAUGGCUAGGAACUACCUGCGUAGGCCAGCUGUAGUCUACAUAGGAGCAGCAGGGAAACCGACGGAGCGUGUUGAGCAAAUAGUUCACAUGUUGUCUGAGGGAGAGAAGCGUAAGAAGUUGUUGUCCCUGCUGGGUAGUGGACUAGACCCUCCCAUCAUCAUCUUUGUCAACCAGAAGAAAGGUGCUGAUGUCCUCUCCAAGAGUCUGGAGAAAAUGGGAUAUAGUGCUGCAGUACUGCAUGGUGGCAGGAAUCAGGAGCAAAGAGUGUAUGCUUUAGAGAGCCUCAAGAAUGGUGAGAAGGAUAUUCUAGUGGCUACUGACGUGGCUGGCAGAGGUAUAGACAUCAGGGAUGUGUCUUAUGUCAUCAACUAUGACAUGGCCAAAAACAUAGAGGACUACACUCAUAGGAUUGGGCGAACUGGGAGAGCUGGUAAAAAUGGCAUUGCUGUAUCAUUCGUUACACAAGAGGAUUCCCAUGUGUUCUAUGAUCUGAAACAACUUCUAAUAGACAGCCCAGUGAGCAGCUGUCCUCAUGAGCUGUCCAACCACCCUGAGGCACAGAACAAACCAGGAGCAGUACCACCUAGGAAGAGAAAGGAUGAAGUAGUCUUUACUAAAUAAUUAACUCUCAAACACAUUUCAACUGUUGAACUUUAGUGUGCAAGCUGGCUGUUAAUUACUACAAUUGUUUUUGUGUAUGAUGGUGAAGUUUAAAAUUAAUAUUUGUUCUUUGA
Halichondria panicea is the source of this 2557-nucleotide messenger RNA. RefSeq names its product probable ATP-dependent RNA helicase DDX23. The record is from RefSeq and is a predicted model, not a curated record. Gene Ontology annotation, molecular function: RNA helicase activity; ATP binding; RNA binding. NCBI's taxonomy places the organism in Eukaryota, Metazoa, Porifera, Demospongiae, Suberitida, Halichondriidae. Bases 72 to 2444 code for a protein of 790 amino acids. Gene Ontology annotation, cellular component: catalytic step 2 spliceosome. The transcript is spliced from 15 exons. Gene Ontology annotation, biological process: mRNA splicing, via spliceosome.